Andrographis paniculata is the source of this 2493-nucleotide messenger RNA. Its product is annotated as SUN domain-containing protein 5. The record is from RefSeq and is a predicted model, not a curated record. Lineage: Eukaryota; Viridiplantae; Streptophyta; Magnoliopsida; Lamiales; Acanthaceae. The coding region runs from base 323 to 2185 and encodes 620 amino acids. The transcript is spliced from 4 exons. Gene Ontology annotation, cellular component: membrane; cytoplasm. Gene Ontology annotation, biological process: protein folding in endoplasmic reticulum.
GGUUUGGACGGUAGAAUGCGAGUGUGGUGCAAUGCACCGAGGUGCAGGGAGUAAUUGCCAAGCUUUCCGCUCGCUGUGGAAUGGUGGGAAAUUGUUUGCCACGAAACACUCUAUUGUGUUGGUGUGUGCACUCUCGCAUCCCAUCGCAUCGCAUCACCAAACACACACCCACGAGAAAAGAAGAAGGGCGUUUCUGAUUUCUCUGGACGAUUUGUUCCGGAUUACGUACAGUAGGAGUACUCGCGCUCUUUGCAGCAAUAUGAUUUCGAGAGUUGGGAUUUAGGGUUAUGGAGCUCUGAUCAGAUAGAGAAGACAAUGAGCCAUGAAGGAACCGCGGAAAGAUGCACCGCCGGCGAAAGUGAAUCCCAAUUUGUGCAGGAACAUCGUCGAGACCCUUAAUAUUGAUACCAAGAUUGCGAGGAGGAGCUUCUGUGAUCUGUCUCUUUCCCUGUUCUUCUCGCUUUGGUGCUUUGUUUUAUUGUUUUAUGGUAAAUUUGGUCUCUCGCGCGGAAAUGAAGGGGAUUCGCCUGUCUAUAAUGGGCUAAUUCACAACACUACCAAGAAUGAUGAUCAGCCACUCAACAAUACAGCUUCUCUGCUAAAAAAUGGAUCUGAAAUUAUAACAAACAGAGGUCUAAUGGAACCAAAUGCAUCCCUCCUAUGUAACGACUCUACGCUGCACAGUAGCCAAGGGAUUGUAGAAUACUCAAUCAGGGAAACAAGAGGAUUGGAUGAACUGAUAUCAGUUAUCUUAGGUUAUGAUUCAUGUAUAUGUCGAUUAAAGCCACAAGAAGCUGUCAGAGAAUAUGAACCUACUGAGCAGCAGAAUGGUCGAAUUCUUUUGAGUUAUCCUAAUCUUGAUGAGUUCAAACAUAUUUCUAAGCAAGGGAAAAACAGCAUCCCUCGUGAACAUGUAAACAUCACCCACAGGCAGGAGCCUGAUGGAACGCCAUACAACUAUGCCUCACCCUCAAAGGGUGCAAAAGUGGUUGCUCAUAAUAAGGAAGCGAAGGGAGCAAGCAAUAUCCUUGGAAAGGAUCACGACAAGUAUCUGAGGAACCCUUGUUCUGCCGAGGAGAAAUUUUUCAUCAUUGAGCUUGCAGAUGAAACUUUGGUUGAUGCUAUCAAAAUUGCAAAUUUUGAGCUUCACUCCUCUAAUUUUAAGGAUUUUGAAUUAUCUGGGAGCAUGAUUUAUCCGACCAAGAUAUGGAAUACAUUAGGGUCAUUUGUUGCUGUCAAUGUCAAGCAUGCACAAUACUUUAAACUGCCUGAACCGAAAUGGGUUCGAUACUUGAAAGUCGAUUUGCUGAGUCAUUAUGGUUCUGAAUUCUACUGUACCUUAAGUCAUAUAGAGGUAUAUGGAAUUGAUGCUAUUGAACAGAUGCUUGAGGAUCUUAUGGUUACUUCUGGAGGACCUUCAGCUAAUGGAAUGGAAAAUCAUAAUUUGACUGCAACACCAUUGAUUCUUCCCGAGUCUGGUUCCAAUAACACUGAACCUGAUGAAGUUGCUCAUGAUUUGGUUGAAGCUGUUAGUAAGGGGGCCGGAAGCAUUGAUGAAGGUCAGAAGCCUUCUUCAGACAGUCCAAAGAAGCCUGCACCCACGAGCAGCAUCCCCGAUCCAACUCUGAAUGCUAGACAGCAUCCAAAUAGCAGAUUGCAUGCCGAUGCGGCCCUAAAGGUACUGUUACAGAAGGUCAGAUCACUCGAGCUAAACUUAUCUGUGCUGGAGGAAUACAUCAAAGAAAUUAACAAAAGACGUGGAGAUUUUUUGCCGGAGCUUGAGAAGGAGCUGUUGAAGUUUUCUGCUUUUCUGGAGAAAAGUUCAUCAGAGACAAAGGAUCUCUUGGAAUGGAGAGAGAUUAUGGAAAAAGAAGUGUUCGAGCUGGAGUCUUGGAGGGACGUCGUGUCAAAACAAAUGGAUCUCUUGGUCACCCAAAAUAUCAUGUUGAGAUCAGAGGUGGAAAAGGUUUUACAUGAACAGGAAAAUUUGGAAACAAAAGAGCUCAUUCUUGUAACACUGAGCUUCCUCUUCACAUCCAUCGCCAUUCUCAAAAUAAUUUCGGUAAGGGUGGCCAGAUUCUUCUGUGCCCCAGUCCCUGGCGCAGCUUUCCUGUCGAAUAGAGGAUGGACUUUAAUUCUCAUUUUCUGUGGCAUGACCAUGCUCAUCCCUCUGUUUUAUGGUUAGUUUCCUAACUAUAGAAUUAAAGUUUUUAGAAACAAGUUUUUGAGUGAGAGGGGGUAGAUAAUGUUGGAGCCAUGAAUGUAGGUGUAUGAGUAUGACAGAUUGUUGUAUAGAUGAACUGGUUGUUGAUCUGAAAGUAAAUGUGAUGAGAGUGCAAACAGUGACUAUUUGUUUUUGAGCAUCACUGUGGAUGCCAACAAUAGAAUGAAUCAAAGACAGAGUAAAUUUAAUUUUUAUUUUUUAUUUAUUUAUUUUUUUUAUAGUAAAUUUAAUUUUAUUGUUGCUUUAUAGCUCCCUCUUUGGUAGGAUAA